This is a messenger RNA of Aureobasidium pullulans EXF-150, 1587 nucleotides long. Its product is annotated as putative transglycosidase, GH16 family. The transcript has 2 exons. Gene Ontology annotation, cellular component: fungal-type cell wall. The record is from RefSeq and is a predicted model, not a curated record. NCBI's taxonomy places the organism in Eukaryota, Fungi, Ascomycota, Dothideomycetes, Dothideales, Saccotheciaceae. Gene Ontology annotation, molecular function: hydrolase activity, hydrolyzing O-glycosyl compounds; glycosyltransferase activity. Gene Ontology annotation, biological process: fungal-type cell wall organization; carbohydrate metabolic process. The coding region runs from base 87 to 1244 and encodes 385 amino acids.
UGCAUUUCACACCUACAAUUUGUCUUUUGUGGUAUUCUCGUUGUUUUCGCGUUUUCCAGCAUUUUUAUCCAUCGUGACUGUCAAAUAUGCUACGUCUAUCACAACUCUUCAGCCUACAAGCCUCUACGCGAUUAACAGCCCUCGCCACGGUCGCGUCCCUCACACUCACACAAACCGCUUACUCCCAAACGACGAGUAGCUGCAAUCCGACACAACAAUACAGCUGUCCUGCUGAUCCGGCACUCUCCAAGUCGGUCAAUGUCGAUUUUACCUCUGGCGAAUCGGAUCAGUUUACAGCGUCUGGCUUACCGACAUACGAUUCGAAUGGCGCAUCAUUCACGGUUGCCCAGUCAGGCGAUGCACCUAUGCUUACAUCGAAUUGGUACAUCAUGUUUGGAAAAGUCGAGGUAAAGAUGAAGGCAGCUCCAGGCAAAGGCAUAGUCAGCAGCUGUGUUUUACAAUCAGACGACCUGGACGAGAUCGAUUGGGAAUGGGUCGGGAAUCAGCAAGACCAAGUACAGUCAAUAUACUUCAGGAAAGGAGAUGCUUCGACUUCUGGCCGCGGCGCAGCCUUCCACAUGGACAAUCCUACAGAAGACUUCCACACCUACACCAUCGAUUGGACAUCCACAGAACUGGUCUGGCAGGUGGAUGGGAAGACACAACGUGCCCUCAAAUCUACCGAUGCUGGUGAUCAGUACCCUCAAACGCCCAUGCUGGUCAAGCUUGGUAUCUGGAGUGGUGGUGACUCGUCGAAUGCUCCCGGCACCAUUGCUUGGGCAGGAGGCAACACGGAUUACUCGGCAGGGCCGUACACGAUGGUGGUUCAAUCGAUUGCUGUCACAGACUAUUCGACCGGCAAGUCUUACUCAUACUCGGACCAGACUGGAAGCUGGACCAGUAUCAAAGCGGCCGGAGGGUUCAUCAAUGGAGGUUCGACCAAUGUUGACACUUCGGCACCUGCUAUCACUUCGGUCGUCAGCGGUGCCGUUCCGUUUGAAGGAACUCAUCGAACCUCGACUUCGGUCUCGACCCCAGGUAUCGGCAACUGGAGAGCCACAGCAUCCGGCAUGACCAGCACGGUAGCCACCACGUACCCCGGAUUGCCCAGCGGAUGGACAGUAAACGGUUCAGGCAAGGUAGUGCCCCCAAGCAAAGCCACCACAGUUUCGAUACCCCUUCGUAUGCUUCUCCUCAUCAGCUGCAGUCUUUCUUUGGGUUUAGCCAUGGGCUUCCUCUUGUGAAGACUCUGCCCAGAGACCCCGCUUCCUGACGGAACAACUCGCGACUCUUGCAAUUCCUAUUUGAUAAUAUUCGUAAUAGAAUGUCCCAUUUCGAGAAAAGGCAACGAAUAGACCCCCCGUCGCUCCACGAAAGCCGUUUGCCCCGCAAAUGAGGAGCGAGGGGGAGGAGCCAUGUGAGCAGUCCUGGGGAAUAAAACCACUUCGUCUUAUGGCGUAAACUUGGCUAGAGUCAAACUAUGACUAAAAAUACGUAACAGUGUAUGCAAUUAUGAGCACUUUGAAGAGCUAGAGCCAGGGUGCCUGAACGGAUCGGAUGAUGAGGGACAUGAUUGUAGAAGACAGA